Sphaeramia orbicularis (orbiculate cardinalfish) is the source of this 1045-nucleotide messenger RNA. It is a transcript of the gene btf3, whose product is annotated as basic transcription factor 3. The coding region runs from base 115 to 603 and encodes 162 amino acids. The transcript is spliced from 6 exons. The record is from RefSeq and is a predicted model, not a curated record. NCBI's taxonomy places the organism in Eukaryota, Metazoa, Chordata, Actinopteri, Kurtiformes, Apogonidae.
UCCUCUCUCGCUUCCAUCUUGCUCCCCGCAUGUGUCUGCUGUUAGUUUACAGGUCAGUGAGGAGCUUUAAAUACCUUCUUCCCUGCACUGUUUUCUCCUGAUCGACGUCAAGAGAUGAAAGAAGCAAUUAUGAAUCAAGAAAAACUUGCUAAACUACAGGCACAAGUCCGCAUCGGUGGAAAGGGUAGUGCUCGCAGAAAGAAGAAGGUUGUACACAGAACAGCAACUGCAGAUGACAAGAAGCUCCAGUUCUCUUUAAAGAAACUUGGUGUCAACAACAUCUCUGGUAUUGAAGAGGUUAACAUGUUUACAAAUCAAGGAACAGUCAUCCACUUCAACAAUCCCAAAGUGCAGGCCUCCCUUGCAGCCAACACCUUCACCAUCACUGGCCAUGCUGAGACCAAACAGCUGACCGAGAUGCUGCCCGGUAUCUUGAACCAGCUGGGAGCCGACAGCCUGACGAGCCUCAGGAGACUUGCAGAGGCUCUGCCCAAACAGGCUGGAGAUGGAAAAGCACCGAUUGCAGCAGUAGAGGAAGAGGACGACGACGUUCCAGAUCUGGUGGAGAACUUUGACGAAGCAUCCAAGGAUGAGGCUAACUAGAGGAAACAGGACUCUGGAGUGUCAAAACCUGACAGGACCAUAUGGGACACAAGAUGUUCUUCAGUUUAUUAUAAGAGGUAGAAGGUUACAACGGCUGAAGUACCUGUGAAUAUUCUGUAACGUGCAACACUAAGUAUUUGCACACUCUUAAAUGAAUUAGUAUUGAGUCAUAUUGUUCAGAAUAGUACUCUAAAAGUGUUAAAACCAGAGGUUGUAGUAUUUAAGGUAUUUUAGUACUCAUUCUGCCUCUUCUUUGCCACCAGACUCUCCAAAUACUCGUGGUGCUGUGUUCUCUAUGUCCUGUCUGAGUCGAGAGAUUUUAUGUAAAAUGUGGUGUUAAAUGCUCCUGUUGUACAUCUGUUUCCUCCAUGUUACUGAACAUUAAUCCUUUGUGGCCUCUCAAAAAGAAACCAUAUCUGGAAUAAACCUUUGCUACUGUCAA